Hipposideros armiger (great roundleaf bat) is the source of this 345-nucleotide messenger RNA. RefSeq names its product primary amine oxidase, liver isozyme-like. Lineage: Eukaryota; Metazoa; Chordata; Mammalia; Chiroptera; Hipposideridae. Gene Ontology annotation, cellular component: plasma membrane; Golgi apparatus; early endosome. The transcript has 3 exons. Gene Ontology annotation, molecular function: primary methylamine oxidase activity; quinone binding; copper ion binding. Gene Ontology annotation, biological process: amine metabolic process; response to antibiotic. The record is from RefSeq and is a predicted model, not a curated record. The annotation marks the transcript as partial.
GCUGCCUUCCCUCUGGGAAGCACCCACCCUCGCUACCUAUACCUGGCCAGCAACCAGAGCAACAAGUGGGGUCACCCACGGGGCUACCGCAUCCAGACGCUCAGUUUUGCUGGGGAGCCUCUGCCCCAAAACAGCUCCAUGGAGAGAGCCUUCAGCUGGGGAAGGUACCAGCUGGCUGUGACCCAGCGGAAGGAGGAGGAGCCCAGCAGCACCAGCAUCUACAAUUUGAAUGACCCUUGGACGCCCACCGUGGACUUCACCGACUUCAUCAACAAUGAGACUGUUGCAGGGCAGGACUUGGUGGCCUGGGUGACAGCCGGUUUCCUGCACAUCCCACAUGCAGAG